Molecule: messenger RNA, 5435 nt
Organism: Hippopotamus amphibius kiboko
Lineage: Eukaryota; Metazoa; Chordata; Mammalia; Artiodactyla; Hippopotamidae
Gene: DHX34
Product: DExH-box helicase 34
Exons: 16
Coding region: 1854-5318 (1154 amino acids)
Biological process (GO): nuclear-transcribed mRNA catabolic process, nonsense-mediated decay
Cellular component (GO): intracellular anatomical structure
Molecular function (GO): RNA binding; ATP binding
Source: RefSeq, a predicted model, not a curated record
GCGACCGGAGUCCGAUUGGGUCCGGGGAUAGCUUGGGAGCCGUCUGAGGGGUGGAGGGAAAUCCUGAGAUGAGGCAAUGCGUUGGAGGAGGCCGAGUAGCCGGGAGAAGCAGACGGAGAUGGAGCCUGAGGGGUCAUGAGAGAACCUGAGGGUCAGAGAGGCUGAAGGAAAUGGAGGCAUGAAAAAAACCUUCGAGAAACUGAGGGACCGAGAGACGGGGAGGUUGAGAGAGGAGGGAAGCUGAAAACUGGAGAGAUCGAGGGCAAGAGGCUGAUGGGUCCUACCGAGAGAGGCUCACAGGGACUACGAGAGAAAUGUGAUCGCACCGGGAACUUGGGAGAUGGAGGGAAACUAGAAAGAUGAGGGUAGAAACUAGGGUUGUGAGAAAAAGUGUGUAUGUGUGUAUAUGAUGUAUAUGUAUACAUAUAAAUAUAUUUGCGUGAUAUAGAAUAGUACCUGAUACGUGUCAGCCGUAAGUAAACGUUAGUUACCAGUAAAGCUUCAGACAACUGGGUGACAAAAUUUUCGAUGGAGAAAUGGAGAGAGAUGAAGAGAGAGUCAUGAUGGAGGAAGAGACAGUGAUGGAGAGUGACGGAAACGGAGAGUCAAAAAAAGAUUCAAGCAGAAAAUGAGACAGUCAGAUGGAAAACUGAAGCGGAGUGGAGUCAAAUGGAGAAAAGAUAGUUGGAGAGAAAAUCAGACUAAAGAACAGAAUCAGAGUGGGAGAGAAUCAGAUAAGUGAAAAGAGAUGGGACCAGGCAAGGAAGGGGAGAGAGAUGAGGGUGGUGAGCAAGACGGACCAAAAACAGAUUUCUAGGAAAGCCUGUUUUAAGAGCUACAAAAAACAACUCUCUAUUUAUAUCAUUCUUGCUUAGCCACAGUAGAUAAGCUUUUCUCUCCUAGUAUCCUAGUGUAAAUUCCAGGAAAAGGCCCUGAUUGGCCCUCCUUGGGUCAUGUGUCCACCCCUCAGGCCAAUCACUGGUUAAAGGGGGCCUAGGGUACUGUGAUUGGCCAGGUCUUUGUCACUUGCCCAACCGAUAGGAAUUCUCUGACUUAAAGGCAGUGGGAACCAUGUGGAUUCCAAGAAGGGCUGCUCUCCAAAGGAAAGUGCAUACUUUUUUCAGGGGAAAAAAAAAAAAAAGUGCCAGGCAGGCGAAAAACAAAACAUACAUAAUGCCACACUUGCAAAAUUGUGCAUUUAAUUUCAAAUGGUUCAGGGGGUGUGUGUGUUGGGGAGGGGGGGCGGUGUCCUGAAACUCAGUAGACCACACCUCUCUCGUGUGAUUGCCUCUCAUGACCACUUUAUGGUGUUGACUGGCCACGUGACCUACAGGUCAGACAUUCCCUCCUCCAGGGAUCUUUCCCUGACUCCCUGGGCUUCCUUUAUCACAACCUCCAUCUCCGGACUGUCAGAGUCUGGUGAAAGACCACCUGUGGGGACUCAGCAUGGUCUUACUCAUUACUGUUCCUCCCCCUAGUCCAGUGCUUGCAAAACAGCAGGCUCUCAGUAAAUGUUUCUAAAACUGAAUGAAUGUCUUCUGUUCUUUCCCGCAAGCAUUCAGGGCCCGAAAUCCCAGGGUGAACUGGUGUCUGUCCCCAAAGAGAUCACCCCAGGAGUCAUGAAGUGCCCUGUGUGUCACCAGGUUAACCCAGGCCGUAGGCCAUUUACUCUGCCAACACCUGCGGUGAUCGUGUGCCACCACUGAGGAGGAAAUUAGCUCUUUGAAGAGAAAGUGCUUCUUUAUUGCAGGCACUGGCCUUUCACGGCAGGAGGUGGAGAAUGGCUGAGAAUGUUUGGUCCAGGUGAUCAGAACUGAGGCCAGUUUUGUGACAGCACUGGGAUUAGCCACGGCAUGCCCCCUCCCAGAACAAGGGAGGGCAGGGGUCCUCGAGACCGACCCAGGGCUCCCAGUCCAGAAGAGGCCCCAGAGAAAUGGGACUGGAAUUGUCCAGAGACACGUCGCCUCUUUGAGGAUGCCUUCUUCCGUGAUGAGGAUUAUAUCCGGCAGGGUUCUGAGGAGUGCCAAAAGUUCUGGACCUUCUUUGAACGCUUGCAGAGAUUCCAGAAUCUCAAGACCACCAGGAAGGAGGAGGAAGGUGCCAGGCACCCCAAGCACAGCAUCCCAGCACUGGCCGACCUACCGAGUGCUUACGACCCUCGCUACCGCAUCAACCUCUCCGUCCUUGGCCCUGACGCUCGAGGCUCUCGGGGGCUGGGCAGGCGCCUUCCCCCGGAGAAAGUGUCUGAGUUCCGCCGAGCCCUGUUGCACUACCUGGACUUUGGCCAGAAGCAGGCGUUUGGGCGGCUGGCCAAACUGCAGCGCGAGCGCGUGGCUCUGCCCAUCGCCCAGUAUGGGGACCGCAUCCUGCAGACACUGAAGGAGCACCAGGUGGUGGUGGUGGCGGGUGACACGGGCUGCGGCAAGUCCACUCAGGUGCCCCAGUACCUGCUGGCUGCUGGCUUCAGUCACGUGGCGUGCACCCAGCCGCGGCGAAUCGCCUGCAUCUCAUUGGCCAAGCGCGUUGGCUUUGAGAGCCUCAGUCAGUAUGGCUCCCAGGUUGGCUACCAGAUCCGUUUUGAGAGCACACGCUCAGCGGCCACCAAGAUUGUGUUCCUGACAGUGGGGCUGCUCCUGAGGCAAAUCCAGCGGGAGCCCAGCCUGCCUCAGUACCAGGUCCUGAUCGUGGAUGAAGUCCAUGAGCGGCACCUCCACAACGACUUCCUCCUGGGUGUCCUCCGGCGCCUGCUGCCCCAGAGGCCCGACCUCAAGGUCAUCCUCAUGUCGGCCACCAUCAACAUCUCACUCUUCUCCAGCUACUUCAGCAACGCCCCUGUGGUACAGGUGCCUGGGAGGCUCUUCCCCAUCACGGUCGUGUACCAGCCGCAGGAGGCCGAGCCGACAACCUCCAAGUCGGAGAAGCUGGACCCGCGGCCCUUCCUCAGGGUGCUGGAGGCCAUUGACAAUAAGUACCCACCUGAGGAGCGGGGCGACCUCUUGGUCUUCCUCAGUGGCAUGGCGGAGAUCAGCGCCGUGCUCGAAGCCGCCCAGACCUAUGCCAGCCACACCCAGCGCUGGGUGGUGCUGCCGCUGCACAGUGCCCUCUCUGUGGCUGACCAGGACAAGGUAUUUGACGUGGCCCCCCCUGGAGUCCGGAAAUGCAUCCUUUCCACCAACAUCGCUGAGACCUCGGUCACCAUUGAUGGGAUCCGCUUUGUGGUAGAUUCUGGGAAGGUGAAGGAGAUGAGCUACGACCCACAGGCCAAACUGCAGCGGCUGCAGGAGUUCUGGAUCAGUCAGGCCAGUGCAGAGCAGCGUAAGGGCCGGGCGGGCCGCACGGGCCCCGGUGUCUGCUUCCGCCUCUAUGCCGAAUCGGACUACGAUGCCUUCGCCCCCUACCCUGUCCCGGAGAUUCGGAGGGUCGCCCUGGAUGCGCUGGUGCUGCAGGGGGUUUGGGUCUCAUUCCAGAUGAAGAGCAUGAGUGUGGGGGACCCCCGAACCUUCCCCUUCAUCGAGCCCCCACCACCAACCAGCUUGGAGACGGCCAUCCUCUACCUCCGAGAUCAGGGUGCCCUGGACAGCUCAGAGGCCCUCACCCCCAUCGGGUCCCUGCUGGCCCAGCUGCCUGUGGAUGUAGUGAUUGGGAAGAUGCUCAUCCUGGGCUCUAUGUUGCACCUGGCGGAGCCCGUGCUCACCAUCGCCGCCGCCCUCAGCGUCCAGUCGCCCUUCACCCGCAGCGCCCAGAGCAACCCCGAGUGCGCGGCGGCCCGGCGGCCCCUGGAGAGCGACCAGGGUGACCCCUUCACGCUCUUCAAUGUCUUCAACACCUGGGUGCAGGUGAAAUCUGAACGGAGCAGAAACUCACGCAAGUGGUGCCGCCACCGGGGCGUAGAGGAGCAUCGGCUGUACGAGAUGGCCAACCUGCGGCGCCAGUUCAAGGAGCUGUUGGAGGACCAUGGGCUGCUGGCCGGGGCCCAGGCCCCGAAGCCGGGGGACAGCUACAGUCGGCUGCGGCAGCGGCGGGAGCGCCAGGCGCUCUACCAGCUGAAGCGCCAGCACGAGGAGGGCGAGGGGCGCCGGCGCAAGGUGCUGCGGCUCCAGGAGGACCAGGACGGCUGCUCCAGCGGUGAGGACUGCGGCGGCACCGCCUCCCAGGGGGCCGGCCACAGCGUGGACAUCCAGGAUGUGAAGUUUAAGCUCCGGCACAACCUGGAGCAGCUGCAGGCGGCCGCCAGGUCGGCCCAGGCCCUGACGCGGGACCAGAUGGCCCUGCUUAAGCUGGUGCUGGGCCGCGGCCUCUACCCCCAGCUCGCCGUCCCGGACCCGUUCAACAGCGGCCGCAAGGACUCGGACCAGAUCUUCCACACCCAGACCAAGCAGGGCGCCGUGCUGCAUCCCACAUGCGUCUUUGCCAACAGCCCCGAGGUGCUGCACACACAGGAGCAGGAGGCCCGGGGUGGCGACAGGAGCCGAGACGACAAGGACAAGAUGAGCAGCAGGCACCAGCUCCUCACCUUCGUCUCCCUGCUGGAGACCAACAAACCCUACCUGGUCAACUGUGUCCGCAUCCCCGCGCUGCAGUCCCUCCUGCUGUUCAGCCGGUCCCUGGACACCAACGGUGACUGCUCCCGCCUGGUGGCCGACGGCUGGCUGGAGCUCCAGCUUGCGGACAGCGAGAGUGCUGUCCGGCUCCUUGCGGCUUCCCUGCGGCUUCGGGCCCACUGGGAGAGCACCCUGGACCGGCAGCUGGCCCACCAGGCCCGGCGGGGGCAGCUGGAGGACGAAGAUGAGGAGGAAGAGGAGGCCCCAGUCCACCGCAAGGAGGUGGCAGCCCUGAGCAGGGAGCUGCUGCAGUUCACGGCAUCCAAGGUUUCCUACAGCCUCCGGCGGCUCACAGGGCUGGAAGCCCAGAACCUCUAUGUGGGACCCCAGACCAUCACGGCUGCCCCCAGUCUCCCUGGCCUCUUUGGCAGCUCUCCCCUAUCCCCCCACCCCACCAAAGGGGGCUACGCAGUCACCGACUUCCUCACCUACAACUGCCUCACGAGUGACACGGACCUGUACAGCGACUGUCUCCGCACCUUCUGGACCUGCCCCCACUGCGGCCUGCACAUGCCCCUGACGCCCUUGGAGCGCAUCGCCCACGAGAACGCCUGCCCCGAGGCCCCGCAGGAUGGUGCUCCAGGGGCUGAGGAAGCUGCCCCUGAGCCCCCACAGAAGGCGUCCGCCCUCCAAAGGCCCUACCACUGCGAGGCCUGCCAGAAGGACUUUCUGUUCACACCCACGGAGGUGCUGCGGCACCGGAGGCAGCACAUGUGAGCCCAGCCAGUCCUGGACCAGGACCAGGACCAGGACCAGGACUCCCGCCCAAGCCCCCAGCCUAAACUCAGAACUGUGGUCUAAAUAUGUGAAUAAAGUCUCACUGAUGGACUCAGA